Durusdinium trenchii is the source of this 645-nucleotide messenger RNA. Lineage: Eukaryota; Dinophyceae; Suessiales; Symbiodiniaceae. The record is from the annotation of a GenBank genome assembly.
AUGGCCAUGCCGAGCCCUCGAGACCCACGGCUCUUGAGGAGCGACUUCUCCACGUGCUUGACACCAGAGGCCGUGGACUCAUCAGGCCCUUCGAAGUAUCCCAGUGGCGCGGUGCGCUUCGCCGUCGAGGGCCGAACCUUGCAGGCAGACAAGUUCCUCUUGGCGGCUCGCUCCGAGUACUUCGAGCGGAUGCUGCGCACCGGGAUGUCCGAGGGUGCAGCCUUCGAGGUGCCGAUCCCCAGGGCCUCCGCGCCGGCCUUCGAAGCGGUGUUGCGCUUCAUUUACUCUGCGGGGCAAGCUGGACAGGCCCUGUUCGAGGAGGCGGAUCCAUUGGAAGUCCUCCACUUGUCUGUGGAGUUUAUGCUGGAGGACUUGACGAGGCUUUGCGAGUGGAAGAUCAUGCAGGGCCUGACGCUGGACAAUGCCUUGAUCACCUUCGGCUCCGUCGUGUCCGUGCGAAGCAAGGUGCCAACUCUCGUGAAGGCGUGCGUCGAAAGGAUGCAAGGGCAGCUGAGAGAUGUCGUCGGAUCUGAGUCCUUCAAGGAGCUUUGCCGGAGUGAAGUGGCAGUGCAGGAGUUGCUGCUUUCCUUUGAUGAGCCACUGGCGAAGAGAAGACGCAUGUUGUCUGGUGCGAGGACUGAUUGA